Molecule: messenger RNA, 711 nt
Organism: Aspergillus wentii DTO 134E9
Lineage: Eukaryota; Fungi; Ascomycota; Eurotiomycetes; Eurotiales; Aspergillaceae
Product: DNA replication protein PSF1
Exons: 2
Coding region: 1-711 (236 amino acids)
Biological process (GO): DNA strand elongation involved in mitotic DNA replication; DNA replication
Cellular component (GO): GINS complex
Source: RefSeq, a predicted model, not a curated record
AUGUACGGAGAACUCGGCAACAAACUGGUCCAACAUGCCAAACGAACCCAAUCCCUCGCCCACCUCCCCCCCUACCAAACCGAAAUGGCACGCGCCGUGACCCGCGAAGUCCGCGAUCUCGACCGCGACGUCGCCCGCCUCCUCACCCCCUUCGAAGGCAGCUUCAACCCCUCCGCCCAGCCCGCCAUCGCAUGCGCCCUCCUCGUCGACCACCUCUGCAUGCGCCGCAACAAACGCUGCCUCCUCGCGUACCACCGCGUGCGGACGGAGAAACUCGAAGAACUCUGCUGGAACGGGGUGGACGUGCUCGAGCAGGAGCGCGAAGCGACGCAGCAGGCGGAGCUGGACGACGGCGGCACGGGGACGGGCCAUGCGGGGAACUCGAGCUCGCUGAGUCCCGAGGAAGAGGAAUAUUUCCGCCAGUAUGGCGAUAUGCUCGCGGCGUAUAAGGGGCAGUGGACGGAUGUGGAUUUGACGGGGAGUUUGGAGCCGCCGACGGAUUUGUUUAUUGAUGUGAGAGUUUUGAAGGAUGCGGGGGAGAUUCAGACGGAAUAUGGGUAUCCCUCCCUUCCAUUUUACUAUGUGGUAUACAUGAGGAUGCUAACUGGAUCUGACAGUGUGAUUAAUUUGACCAAGAAUAGUCAGCUAUAUGUACGACAGGGCGAUGUGGAAAGGCUGAUUUCGCAGGGAUUUCUGGAGCGAUUGAGUUGA